This is a messenger RNA of Cavia porcellus (domestic guinea pig), 8304 nucleotides long. It is a transcript of the gene Tafa3, whose product is annotated as TAFA chemokine like family member 3. The transcript has 6 exons. Bases 4229 to 4630 code for a protein of 133 amino acids. Gene Ontology annotation, biological process: negative regulation of microglial cell activation; positive regulation of microglial cell activation. Gene Ontology annotation, molecular function: receptor ligand activity. The record is from RefSeq and is a predicted model, not a curated record. Lineage: Eukaryota; Metazoa; Chordata; Mammalia; Rodentia; Caviidae.
CGGCCCGCCCCCGGUGACCCCGCCCACAAACAAGCCCCGCCCCCAGGGCGCGGGUGGGCGGUGCUUCCCUGCCCAAGGCUCCAGGCCCAAGAUUCCCUGCCAGCUGAGCCCGAGCCGCGCUAAACUCUCCCAGGCUCUGCUACCCCGAGAACGACUAUUGGCCUUUUCCCCUUCCCAUUUUGGCCUCACCCUGACCAUCCUACACCAGUUUCGUUGUGUGAGAAAAGGAAAGAGUUCGUUGCGCGAGAAAAGGAAACCUUUCAGGCGUGCUUGUAGGUUAGGCAUUAGCUACAACUUAUUUGUCGUCGUGAGAAUGGAGGACUGGCCUGCAGGACCUUGGAGCUGAUGACUUCAGAGCGAAACAGCAGCUCCGGGGAGUUGGGUGCGAAGCAUCUGAUGUGAUCACACCUCUGGCUGGGGUUGCUGAGGUGAGAGAAGAGCGAGCUGUUGUGUGUUGGGGGAGGUAGGUAAUCUGGCCGACCUCAAGGCGCCCUCAAGGCGCUGUUCGCUCUGAAGGCCACAUCACAUCCGGGAGACCAGCUGCCGCUGACACCCCACUUUUUCAGAACCGUGGCCCCUGCCCCACUCAGAUCUCCCCUGAGUUAGGAUAACAACAUAACUGCUGUUUAUUGAAGACCUGGGUCUCCUACAAAGAAUGUUCCACACAUUAGCGACUUAUACUGCACACCAACCCUUCAAGGUGGAUUUUUAUUAUAGCCAUUUGAUGGAUAAGGCAUCCCUGGCCGCUCCUGUCAUUUUACCUGACUUGUCCCAAAAGUCACACAAUCAAUGUGAAAUUCACAUUCAUCUGUUCCUGACACCCAAACCGAGAUCUGCUGUACCAACCGAGCUGCUUUCUCGGGGUGGAUGAGUGGGAAGAAGACGAUGGCAGGGAGAGGAAUGGGGUUCCUCACCUCCCACUCUCCUUCCUAUAAAGGCCAAGGUUGAGAGUGUGUCGGGAUGCUGAGCAAGUUCUUUGGCUACCACCAAGGGGAGAUCGAUGCCACCCAAGAGUCCCCCGUGGGCUGUCGGUGGUUUCUGGCUUCCCGCCUUGGGUGAGGCAGGUACUGAUCAGACAGAGGAAGAGCUACGGCCCUAAACAUGAUAUCAGGGCGUUGAUUAUGGGGUCCCAGAGACAACGGCCUAACCCACAGUUCAAAUGACGCCAAGGCCCUUGUGGGCCUAACUUAAUCUGGGGCUCCACUUCUAAGCAUUGGCUACUUCCUAACCUACCCUAAUUUCCCUAGCUAAACAGUGUUCCCAGAAGGGCUGGCUUUCCUGGUAGCUUCUGAAUAAAAAUCCCACAAUGGUCAUUCAGCUUUAUAGACUUGUUGUAACUGUGCUUGAGCUUUGAGCAGAAAGAGUCAAAAAAAAGUCACAAAAGGAAAAAAAAAAAGUCAGAUUCCAAAACACACAGAACAGCAAAGGCAGACAGGGACAAAGAACACAUUGCUAUUUGGGGUGUUUCCCUCAUUCGGGAAAUGCGAGCCAGCUCUAAAGAAUGGUGUAACAUCAGUGGCAAGCCAAAGACUGAACAACAACAAAAUAACCCCUGGUUAUUUUUAUUAUUAUAUUUAUUAUUUUGGUUAUUUAGUAUGAAACAGUUUAUUUUCCACUUCUUAGAGUCACCCAGCUUCUUAUUCCCUGCUCUUCACACCAGCCAUAGUGUGGCUGAAAAAGUGGAUUACAAAGGUAAGGCCUAGAGACACCUUGGCUGCAGCACCAGAAGCUCAGUAGAGAAGUUUGACAGCUCCUUUGGGCUCCAAAGAGCCUUCCACCUCUACCCAAACCCUAGGGCUCUCAUCUCCUGGAGUUUCUCACCCGUUCUUGGCACCAUCACUACUCCAUCCUGACAGUCCCUGUUCUGGUGAGGAGGUCAUCACCUCUGUAUAUCCUGGAGGCCGCAGAGGGUGAGAAAGGAAGGGGACAUGGUGGUAUUUUUAUUUCAGCUGAGUGCUGACCAAGACUGCUCAGUAUCUGGCCCUGGCAGGAGAGAGCAAGGCCUGAGCCAGGAGCUUCAAGACAGUCUCCUUCAUCUCAGGUCACCUGCAGUGACUCAGAGGCCAGCAAUGAGGUUCUUCCCUCUUGCCUGUCCUCCACAUUACCCCAUUCCCACGGAUCUCUGUACAAAAAGAUAAGUCCCUCCUGUGAAGAGUGAAUUUACAGAACUUCUCUGCUUCUCACAUAUGAAAUAUAACCCUAUAAAGAAUUGUACAGUUGCAAUUAUAUCACACACUGCUGAAGAAAUGAGGUCCUAGAGUGUGGUUCCCAAAUGGAGAUUCACACUUGCCAUCCCUAGUGACCAUUCAGUCACCUGCUGCAGCCCUCCCGCCUGGAGCCCUAUCCUCCUAUCCUCCUAGUACUUCCUGCCCCACGGCUCCGCUUCUAGGGUGGUGGUACAGUAUUUACUAAUCCCUCCUAACACUGAUCUAGGAGAGAGCUGUACAACCAUGGGAAUGCGCUGCAUCUGCUGCGUCCCAGGCACUACAGUCCCUAGCUCCCUGUGGCCUUGGCACUUUAAAAUAGCACUCGCAUGCUAAUGAAACUGAAUUUUUAUGAAUUUAGACUUAUGGCAUGCAUCUAGUGCCUAACCGAACUGGGCAGUUCUGUUCAACAUGCUUAAAGUUCAAAACCCCUGCGGAUCUGGGCAAUGAAGUCCCACCCCUCCUCGCCCCCACCUUCUCCUCCUUCCCUUGCCAGAGGACUUGCGGAUCCCUGUCCAGAUCUGGACGGUUUGGAAGGAUCGCCAGCCCCAGAGUUGCCUUGUCCCACAGGAGCGAGCUGUCCUCCCCGGCGGAAUCCGCUGGGCCCUGCACCGCCAGGGGCCGCUGCGAGCCCGCUGUGCCUCCCGGGCGCCUAGCGCUGUCCGGGAGAAGGCGGUGGCGCCCACGCUGGGCUGCGGGAGCUGGGGCUUCCCCCGCAAGCCAGGAGCGGCGGUGACGGAGAGCGCUCCCAGGCCUGCGGGUGGGAGGCUCGGAGAGGACCUGUCUGCGCCCCGCACGGCCUGCGGGCUGGACUGGAUCGUCCCGGUGUUUGGAGCCCAGCCACGAAGCCGAUGAAUCGAGCUUGGCCAGAGUCCCGCCAUCUCGGGGUCUCAGUAAUUCGGUGACCAAGGGGACAGAGCUCCGGAAUAGACAGCGCCUAAGGUGGCCGCUCCGCCUGGUGCCUGCCUUUCGGAGUCCUGGUCUCAGGCGCAGAGGGAGGGAGAACCUCAGACCGGCAGCCUGGACCAGUGGGACCUUGCCGGGGCAGGUCUUUUGGAACCUGGGAUUCACAGAAGAGAUGGGGAAGUUGGAUUUCAGAAAGAAAUGGGCUCCCCUGAGAAACAGACAAGCUUACAUUUGUAGAGGCUAAAAAAGGGGUUCCUGAUGGGGGCAGGGAGAGGUGGAAAAGACAUGCGCCUGGCAGGACUGGGAGCUGUCUGUCUAUGGAGCACACCUAUUCCCUCUGUGAUCCCAUUGUCCCCCCCCCCCCCAGGCCUCUCCCUCCUGGAAGCUAGAACACCCAAGGCUCUCAGUUCUUCCUCACCAUCCUGUGUAUUUUGGUUCUGUGUCUCUUUGGUAGCUGAGGGAGGCCCAUGGGGAGAAUGCAGAAGCUGCUGGGGGCUGGGACUUCUGAGGCUCAGAAACCUGAUGUACCCCCAUUGUAACCCUCUGGAGUGGAAAUGAUGGUGACAAUGGCAGAACUGAGCCAGUUCUAUGCAAGUCCAGGAAGCAAGUGCCACAGGACAGGGGUGAGGUGGGGAUGUUGGAGGUUGAGGCAGGGGACUCAGGGUGUCAGGAAUCCUCCCCAGGGGCCUCCUCAACUAGAAACUGAUGCAUCCUGCUCAGGACCCUUCCCCAAUACUCAGCUAUGCACCAAAGCCAAUAAUGACAGUACUGAUUUUUAGACCCUCCCUUCCCCGUGCUUCACUCCUGGAGCAGAGAAGCUCCCCAGCCUCUCCUCCCAGGCUCCCUGUGCCCUGCCUUUUCAGAGUCUGAGGGGCCCUGCACUGUUCCCAUGGCAGAGGGAGAGAUUUGGCUGCUGCUUGAGAUCAGUUUCUGUUUGGACUGUACUGCCCAGGCCCACCCCUGGCCCUUUCCCAAGCAUCCCUUCACCUGCUGUAGGUUCCCGGGCUACCCUCUGUCCCUCACAUUCCCACCCAGCCCCAGUCUUUCCUGCUUGCCCAGGUGGAGUGAGUCUGAGGCCAGCAGAUGGACAGACAGAGACUGAAGGAGCCUGAAGAAGAAUGAGCUGGGGGACCAUGUGGAACUGGAGCCCAGGUGGCUGGCUGCAGGCAUUGUGCCUGGCCUGGCUAUGGACCUACCUGGCCUUGGCAUCCUUACAACCACCAACUGCCACAGUCCUGGUAAAGCAGGGGACCUGUGAGGUGAUUGCUGCUCACCGAUGCUGCAACCGGAACCGCGUUGAGGAGCGCUCCCAGACUGUCAAGUGCUCCUGCUUUUCUGGCCAGGUGGCUGGCACUACACGGGCAAAGCCCUCCUGUGUGGAUGCCUCCAUUGUCCUGCAGAGGUGGUGGUGUCACAUGGAGCCCUGCCUGCCAGGGGAAGAGUGCAAAGUGCUCCCAGACCUGUCAGGAUGGAGCUGCAGCAGUGGACACAAAGUUAAAACCACCAAGGUCACACGAUAGCUCUUGGGGGUCACAACUGAGGACAGGCUUGAUUAAACUGUGGACUGAAGAAUGGCAUUUAGCCAUCAGCCAGCAAAAUGGGAAUUCACUGUCCUGGACACAUGCUUUAUGCCAAAUGCAACAUCAGUCAUUCCAGGAGCAUUUCAUUGAAGCUGCUUGGCAGAUACGAUGAAUCACCAACCACAUACCUAGACUGCCGUGUGCUGGUGGAGACAAACAAGAAGGUCAAGACACAAUUCUUGAUCUCAAGGAAUGGCCAGUCAAGUUGGGGAAUUGAUGGCCAAUAGUUUAGAAAAUUCGAAAGUAUAUAUCAUGACUUCUGAACCACGUCUCUGCAGGCACAUGGUAGGGGCUUGGAGAUGAGACUUCCAUACCUCUUCAGCCAUCCUCUGAUGACAGAACACAAAGACAAGAGGUCACAUUUGGCACCUUUUCACUCUCCUACACAUCAGUCCUGAAUCUCCACCCAGCUGCUACAUGUUGAAGGAAAGUCCUCUGGCUUAUGCCAGGCAGGUGGUAUGUCAAAUAAGAUGGACUGAGUUGGGGAAGGCAAGCAAAGAUGAAGUAGAAUAACUUUCCAGCAAAGCAUUCACAGAAGCAUAGCAUGGUUUGGGCUGUUCAUCGAGUAUGGGAUGAGAAGGUCCUCAGAAUAUCCCUCAUUCAAACCUCUUAGAGUUUUGUUCAUUUGUUCGUUUUAACAGAUGAGGAAACUGAGUCCCAAAGUGGUGAGGUGAUUUGGUCAACAUCUCACAACUUGAGCUCCCAAAUCUCUAUGAUUGUACCCUACCCUAGAACCAAUGUUGGGUUCUAACUUGGUCCUUCCAUGUUAAUUUUUUUUCACGUACAGGACCCUGUAAUGUACUAGCUGAGUAUCAGCAACAUUUUUCUCAGGAAAUACUGGAGUGGGGACUUUGGCCAAGGCCAUGUUCUCCUGUCCAAAAUAAUUCAGAGACCUCAGGGUAUGGUGUCAUUUGGUCUCUACUUGCCCCUAACUCCCAAAAUUCCACACAGGCUUCAUGACAGCCUAGAGGUCACUCAGCCUAGUUAGACCUGGGGAACUCUGAGCUAGUGUCACCGUUGCCUGUCAUACUCAUCUCUGGAGUCUCUAGGCUGGAGGCUCUGCCUCCAGUGGUGUAAGGUUGUUCAGGACCCUCUCCCUUUGAAGGCUGUGCUGAGACAGAAAGCAUGGCAGGCUGGAGGAUCCUUUGUCCAGGACUGAUGAUCUGUACAUUUGGACUGGCACCCUAAAUGACUUGGGGAUGACACUGGGCUUCAGAAAAAGAACCACAGCUUCCCUGACUGUGAGUGUCACAGGGCUUUAGGGUGUAGGGUGUCAUUAGUGAUCAGUCUGGGAGCUUCUGAAUUCCAGCCCUCAGAGGGGACAAUCCUGAUGGUGGUUUAAGCUGAACCGUCUUCACCUACAUCAUACAGUAGAGCCAAGGCUGUUACUCUUAUCUCCUCAUCCACCACCAUGUACUUUGAUUUUAUUUUUGUUAAUAGAGUGAACAGUGAUGUGAGCUUAUCACUGAACUGAAAAUAACAGAAACUUGACAAUCUAAAUAUCUGCAUAUAGUGAGCUCAUGAGAUACAGCAGUCAAGGAGCUGAGCAAAGGCUGUCAUUGCCUCCAUCAAGGCUAGAGAAUGGAGGCUGAAAAAUGGAGCAAGGGGUUGGCAAUUUUUUUUCUGGAAAGGACUUAGUAGACAUGCCAGGCUUUGUGAAUCACAUAAGUCUCUGUUGCAUAUUUUCUUUGUUCUUAUUAAAAAAUGCAAGAGCCAUUUUUAUCUUGAAGGACAUAUGGAAACAGACCCUGGCCCCUUAACAGAAGUUUGGUGACCCCUGGGGAAUCCUUGAACGCACUCUGCACCUUCCUGGCCUGCCCUUGGUUUGUCAGUCAAAUAGAAACCUGAGCACAAGGGCUGGGUCAGGUUUUGUUUUUCUUCUAAUGCUCCUUGAGUGAGUGAAUUAUUUAGGCUACAAAUGAGAUAGCUUUAACAGAGUCAGACAAUAAAAAUCCACCCUCUUGGAGACUAGAAUGUAGGCUGCUCCAUUCUGUCUUCAGCCUUGAGACUAUGCUCAGGAGGCUGGAGAGGGCUGCAGCUCAGCUCAUCUGUCAUCCACAAGCCACUGGGCUAUGCUAUGGCUGGGGAAUGAGCUGAGGAAGGAAGGGACAAUGUGCUACAUAGUGUACCUUAGCUGCCAACCGCAGCUGGCCCCUGCUUCAGUCCACCACCUGUUUCCCUGACUUUCCCAAAUGCCCCCUCCUCCCUGCUUACUGAAAAGACUUCCUUCUCUCCUUUGAUGUGUGAUGGAAUUUGCUAGCUCUUUGUUUUAGUUCCUCUAAGCCUCAUUUCCUCUAGAACUGCUCAAGUAUUUAUUUGGUGGGCUUUGGGAAGUACCUUUUUUUUUUUUGACAGGUCCUUACUGUGUAUCCCAGGCUGUCCUUAAACUCACUGUGUACCCCAGGCUGGCCUUGAACUCAAGGCCUCUUGAAUGUUGGGAUCACAGGCAUGCAUCACCAUAUUUGGCUCAAGAGAAUACCUUUUUUCAGAUCAGAAGAGCUUCAUGUAAGUUCUCUGGGGUCCUGUUUCCAACUGAACCAAUAUUUGUAUGUGUUUUAUAAUUAUUACAAUGACAGUCUAGAAAUGUAAAUUAAUUUCCCUGGAGGAUAGGGUUUCUAGAGUCAUCUAGCAUUUAUUUUCCUACCCUUGGUGAGAUGAGAUCUCAGAUUCUUUGAAGUUGACUGGACCCCAUCUCCCUCAGGCUCUGAAGGCCUUAGGAAGGUUGCCAACUACAGAUCAUGUGCAAAUUUCUCUUGGCCUCCUGGCAGUUUCAUUACGGUCUGAGUGACAUCCUAAUUAAUGGCCCCAGACAGUUACACAGAGUUGAGGCUACAGCUUCCUAAAAUCACAAAGCUUACAGCUAGAAGGGAUUUUAGAGUCCAGUUAGCUAACUCCCUCAUUUGAUAGAUGAGGCUCAGGGAGGUUAGGUAAUAUGUCCAAAGUCACACAGCAGGCUGGUGGCAUAUCUUGCCCAGUGAUCAAGACAAGUGUUCUUGAUAAAACAAGUGUUCCUUCCACUACUGCAUAUCACAUCUUAUCUCAAAACAGAUAACAGCCUGGAAGUAAGCCAGGAUUUUAGUGAGAAUAAAAGUGAAAGUGUCUCAUUCUAGAAUCACCCAACCCUUUGAAUACACCGGGACAGAAGGAAGAAGCAGCAGCAUUUGGAGAUACAUACAGAGAAAGAGGAAAGAAGGAGAAAAAUGGAGGAAUUAGCUAGGCAUGGUGGUGCAUGCUUGUAAUCUCAGGGUGAGAGAGGAGGAUCACUGUGAAUUCAAGGCCAGCCUAGGAGUGAGACCCUGUCUCAAAAAACAAAACAAAAAAAAAUAGCAAUGAUGAAAAAAAUGCAGAAAUUGACAUCAUUCAUUCAAAAUAUAACACUAAAGCACAGAAUAUUAAAAAGUAAAUGAAUAAAGCACAGAAUAUGACUUAUACCGCAUCAAAAAUAGCUGAUUUUUGUCUUGUCUGGAGGAGACAGAAUGAAGUCCUUAUCUCUGCUUGGCAAAUCUGCAAAGCCAGCCUUGAUGGCUGAUGGAUGCUUCGCAUCCUACUACAGGGAUCUCUGCACUAAAGCUUGUGAGUCAUCUUUUUUAUAAAUAAAGUUUUAUUGAAACAAC